Messenger RNA from Coregonus clupeaformis (lake whitefish), 1983 nucleotides. Its product is annotated as enkurin domain-containing protein 1. Lineage: Eukaryota; Metazoa; Chordata; Actinopteri; Salmoniformes; Salmonidae. The record is from RefSeq and is a predicted model, not a curated record. Gene Ontology annotation, cellular component: cytoplasmic microtubule. The coding region runs from base 126 to 1238 and encodes 370 amino acids. The transcript has 8 exons.
CUAGCCAACGUCGCCUACAAGUGUGAUCGGGAUUUCUAUUGGAGAAGCAGUUUUAGCCUAUCUUUAUAUUGUACUGGAUUUGGUAUUAUAGCUGCCUCACGUAUCUGCGCCACAGGUGUUCAGUGAUGUGCGAGGGUCCCUCCAUGAUAUCUGGGCCCAUACCCCCAGAUCCCUCCCUUUUUCCCGAAUACUACAAACGUCCUGCCUCUGCCAGGGGUCGUCUGGAGGGGAACGCUCAUGGGACUCCAGCCCUUCUCUCUGGUCCCCUGGCACCAGACCCUGUGUUGUACCCAGGCUGCUACAGCUCCCGUGCCCCCCGGCACCCCCGCAUCGGCCCUAACGCCACACACAUUCUGGAGAAGGGCCAGAGAGGGGUGAUGGGGGCCUUGCUAAGACUGGAGGGGGUCUCCCUCAGUCCCAACCCCACUAAGCACAAGCAGCUGGUGCGUGACUACGGAAAGGAGAACGUGCGUCGGCUGAGGGAGAUCCAGAGACGCUGCAGAGAGCAGGAGGCACAGAGGGAACACUCCCGUCCCGUCCCGGUCAAAGCCCUGUGGAGCUCCCCUAAAUACCAGGACAUCCCCUCCAGGGUCAUGGCCCAGCUACAGGAGACCAGCCCUCCUAUGAAGCCGGAGUGUCAGAACUUUUUGAAGGCACAUUCUAUCUGUGGCUCUGCUGGCCCCCCGAGACCAAAGCGUGCCCUCUCACCCUCCACAAGAACAAGCCGUGCCCCAUCGCCGUCCCCCUCACCUCGCUCAGCCUCCCAAAACCAUACAGGGAACCAGAGUUUACAGUUGCAGGUGCAGGGCAGGAUGGUGGACUUUGUGAGCCACAACGCGCAGGCUGCAGGGAAGACAGUCCUCCGUCGCUCCCAGUCAUUGACCAACCUGAGGAACAGUCAGCCCCUGCCCAGCGCCGUCAAGGGACAGGUGCCUCAGUACCUUGAGGAGCGGAAGGAGCAGUGGCGAAGGGAGGAGGAGGAGAAGAGGAGGAACAUUCCUGAUCCAUCCAUCCCAGCUGGUCACACCCUGAUGCCAGAGAGGGAGAGACAGGAGACCCUGGAGUCACUCAAAGAGACCCAUCGGUCUCUGGUGAGUGAGCUGCUGUCUCUUCCAGUCAGAGCCGACUCUCUGGGUGUCCGUUCCCGUCGUGCUCAGCUGGACCGCAGGCUCUCUGAGGUGGAGGAGGCCAUCAAGAUCUUCUCCAGGGACAAAGUCUACGUCAAGACAGACUCCUAACACAAGAGGAGGCCUGCCUGGAUCUUAUUCACUAGGCAAGAUCGUGGGAGAAAACAUUCUGAAAGCCUGGGAGACACUAUUUGAACUUGUCCUAUGAAGGCUAUUUUUAUUUUUUGUUCUCUCCUUUACGUGCCUACUGAAAGUGAUCCUGCAGUCUAAGAGGCUGCUGGGAAAUAGCCUAGACUCUAGAGCUAUUAUUAAUGUAAUUUAUAAAGAGGGAGAUUGUAAAAUGAAGUGAUUUAUUUAUCCUGUGACACUAAGCAGGAUGCAUUCACUAGCGCUUGACUUCCAAUGGCCUACUACUGAAUGUAUUAUAAUAACAUUUAUUGUAUAUAGCGCUUUACAUUACAAACAAGAAUCUCAAAGUUGCUUUGAAAAUAAAAACAAAUGUAGGGAUCUGACAGUUCAUGGUUGAUGGUCUUUCACAGCUUCAGAUGUAGAGGCAUUUGGGAAAGGCAGUCAGUAGCAGUAGCUUGAGCAGAGGGAGCAUCGAUGAUACAGACAGGCAGGGAGAAAACUUCAGUCAGAUACUUUUCUUAGGAGGGCAAUUAGGCAGCCCUACUGUAAACCAAGCACUUCUGUUGGCAGAGAAUGUACUUCACUGUAGUGGUGUGUGUGUAAUGCCAAUUUUAGCUGACUCAGAAUCAUAUAAACUUGGAACUGGCUGAAAUGUGAUGUCCAAACUGGGUUGAUUGUCUUGUUUUUGUCAUUUUGUGUGUCAUUAAACUUUGAGGGUGUUUUUAUA